AUGCCGCGACCUUCACCUGGUUCUUCUGCUAUCGCCACGUCCCCUUCCAAGCCCUCUACGGCAGCCACCGGCUCCAUGUCUGGCAAGCCUCAGUGGGAUGUCAUCAUUGCAGGCGCAGGCAUCUCAGGCCUAGCAGCGGCUCGCUACCUCGCUCUGAGCGGACGUAAGGUCCUUGUUCUUGAGAGUCGCGAUCGGACAGGCGGGCGCAUCAACACCGUCGACUUCUCAGUGCCUUUCGCCGGCUCAUCAUCUGGUGAUUCUCAGCAGCCACGCAUCUUCAAAGCAGACCUCGGCGCCAGCUUCGUCCAUGGCGUCCUCAAUAAUCCGCUGACCAAGCUGAGCAAGGAGGUGCCCUUUGACCUUCAUCUGCCCGACGUUGAAGUCGUCAGCAUGUUCCCUCCUGCAGCGCAUGGCGUUCCUGAAGAGGCCAGCAGAGCGGAGAAAGUCGAGUAUCUCAACGAGCUCGUCGUCUUUCAUCGACUCAUCGAGAUGGCGCAAGAGGGGCAGGACUCGCCGGGGGAGGACGUCAGCAUGAUGCAGGCGCUUCGCGAGGCUAGAGCAGGGGAAGGACUGUAUGCUGGAAUGGAUGAUAGCGAGCGCAAGGAGGUGUUGGCUAUGACUGAAAUGUUCAGUGGGUGGACGGGUGCAGCGCUGGACGAUGUAGCUGUCAAAUGGUGGGGAUUCGAGCGCGAAUUCAGGGGCAACGAUGCCGUCGUUCAACCGGGCUACUCGACACUCAUCGACUGGUACGUCAGUCAAGUCAAAUCACAUGGAGGCGAGAUCAGGCUCAGCCACCGCAUAGAAGCCGUAGAGCGAAUGAAUGGCAAUGGCGCCCAGAACAAUGAUGAAAGCGGUGAGGGCGUUUGCGUCACCGCCAAUAACGGUUCAGCUGCGGUCACCCUCUCCGCGAAAUACCUCAUCUCGAGUCUGCCUUUGGGCGUCAUGCAGCGCUCCCCUCCGCGCUUUACACCACCGCUUCCUCCUCGCCGGCUCCAAGCCAUCGAACGCGUCGGCAUGGGCUUGCUCAACAAAAUUGUCCUCAUCUAUCCUACACCGUGGUGGCAAGACACGUCUAAGCGACCCGAUGGCGAGCCAGCAGACUGGGUCUACCUCAAGGCGGAUCCGCAAGCUACUGCUCUGUCAGCUUUGAGCAACGUCGAUGACAACGAUGGCCUCGCAGAGUCACGUCGUCGCCUAGCCUCUCACCCUCUCUUCGCCCAAAACUAUGCAAUCAUCAACAACUCUCCCAUGCUUCUAUUCUUCGCUGGUCCACCCCUUGCCAACCACCUCGAGCAGCUAGACGAGGCCACCGUCUCGACCAUUGUCCAUCAUCGGCUAGUCGAAUGCGUUGCCAAUCCGAGCACACCCCUUCCAGCCCCACCUGCACAUGUUCAUGUGACCCGCUGGUCCGCGGACCCCCACUCGUACGGCUCGUACUCCUACUUUCCCGUCGCCCGCCGCGGCCACGGCUCGGGCGGAACGCCAUUGGACAUGAUGGAGCUCUCCAACCCUCUCUGGGAUGAACGACUCGGCUUCUGUGGGGAGCACACCGACCCAAACCAUUUUGCUUCAGUGCACGGCCCUUUGUUGACGGGGGUGAGGGAGGGCAAGAGGGUACAUGCGCUGUUGAAGGAGGAAGAGGGGCAGACGUGGCGUGAUGUUGGCGUGGAUGAUGAGGAGGCACAUGAGUGCUAUAGAGGAUUGAGAGUGUGA
Jaminaea rosea is the source of this 1713-nucleotide messenger RNA. Its product is annotated as FAD/NAD(P)-binding domain-containing protein. The transcript is spliced from 2 exons. Gene Ontology annotation, molecular function: oxidoreductase activity. Bases 1 to 1713 code for a protein of 570 amino acids. The record is from RefSeq and is a predicted model, not a curated record. Lineage: Eukaryota; Fungi; Basidiomycota; Exobasidiomycetes; Microstromatales.